AUGUUUCCUAGAUGGAGGCAUGAGUGUAUAAGUUUAGUCCUCCAAGACAUAAUACUGUUUUACCUCAACCUUAUAAAUUUUGAAGUUUAUAAUGAUAAGUCUUUUCCUGAGAACAAUAAUAGUAGUAAUCAACAUGCUCAUUUUAUUGACAAUUUUCAAUAUGACGGUUAUGGUUUGAAUAUUCCUAGAAGGAAUCAUCUUGAUCUUAUGGUUGAAAACCAAACCUAUUUUCCAUUUAAUAAUGCUUCAGAGACCAAACCGUUGAACUAUGUUGUACCAGAUGAUGAAGUCUCAAGCAUAGCACCAACAAGUUAUUACCAAAGAGGUGAUUUGAAUAGAAACAACAGGCUACUAUCACCGACCACGAGAAGAGCGUUUAAAGCGAAGAAGAAAUCAAGCAUAGUGAAGGGACAAUGGACGGUCGAUGAAGAUAGAAUGUUGAUUCAAAUGGUGGAACAAUAUGGAAUGAGGAAGUGGUCUCAUAUUGCUCAGAGAUUGCCUGGAAGAAUAGGGAAACAAUGCAGAGAAAGAUGGCAUAACCAUUUAAGGCCUGACAUUAAGAAAGACAUAUGGACUGAUGAAGAGGACAAGAUAUUGAUCUAAGCUCAUACUGAGAUAGGAAAUAAAUGGGCAGAAAUUGCGAAAAGAUUGGCCGGAAGAACUGAAAACUCAAUAAAAAACCAUUGGAAUGCAACAAAGAGAAGACAAUAUUCGAAAAGAAAAUGCCGCUCGAAGUAUCCUAGAGGCACACUUCUGCAGGAAUAUAUCAAGAGCUUGAACUUGGACCAAAAUCCACCAAGAGACUUUCGAAAAAAAUCUUGUUCUAAUGCUAAGAAAACCAUUACUUGUAGCACAAGUAAAGAAGCAAUACAACAAAUUCCUCAACCACAGAUCAUGAAUCAGUUUUGUCCCAAUGACCAAUCAGUGCCGAACUACGAGUUUAAUGAUUUUUGCUUGGAUGAUAAUUUUCUAUUUGUGGGUUUCUUAACAUGUGCCA
Messenger RNA from Lathyrus oleraceus (garden pea), 997 nucleotides. RefSeq names its product transcription factor MYB98. NCBI's taxonomy places the organism in Eukaryota, Viridiplantae, Streptophyta, Magnoliopsida, Fabales, Fabaceae. Gene Ontology annotation, molecular function: RNA polymerase II cis-regulatory region sequence-specific DNA binding; DNA-binding transcription factor activity, RNA polymerase II-specific. Gene Ontology annotation, biological process: regulation of DNA-templated transcription. Bases 1 to 603 code for a protein of 200 amino acids. The record is from RefSeq and is a predicted model, not a curated record. Gene Ontology annotation, cellular component: nucleus. The transcript has 3 exons.